CCAACACAGAGGUGCCUAGAAGACGGGACAGACCUACACUGCACGAUUCAAACAUGAAGUUCCUUGUGGUUCUUGCUCUUAUUUCUGUCUGCAAUGCCAACGUGUUGUGGCAUGAGCAGCCCAAGACCAAUGUGGACUUGGUGAAAGAUGCUUUUUGGGACUACGUUGCCAAGGCGACGCAGAUGGCUGAAGACUCACUGAAACAGAUCCAGGCCUCUGAGCUGGGACAGGAAGUCAACACUAAGCUCUCCCAAAGCGCAGACACUGUUAACCAGUACGUCGUCGCAUUAAAGAGCCAGGCUGGCCCUCUGUCCCAGGACCUGCUCAGCCAGAUCACACAGCAGGCCGAAACUCUGAAGUCCCGCCUGGAGUCCGAACUGUCUGCUGUCAACACCAACGUCCAACCCUACGCUGAGAAGCUCGUGUCUGACCUCCAGACCAAGAUGGACGAACUGAAGAGGGAUAUUGCCCCCCUUGCUGAAGCCAUGGACCCCGAGACCCUGAAAGCUGUCCUUAUGCAGAAAAGCCAGGAUUUGAAGACCACCCUGCAGGCUCAGAUGGAACCCUACGCUGAGGAGAUGAAGCAGAAGAUGGAGCAGAGCAUUGAAGACUUCCAGACCAGUUUGAUGCCACUAGCGCAGAGUUUCGAAGCACAGGUGAACCAAAAAGUCCAAGAGGUGCAGCAGACUCUGGCCCCAUACGGAGAGGAGCUUAAGGCUAAACUAGAGGCCAAUGCUCAAGAUGUGAAAGCCCAGAUCACAGCCCUGUGGGAGGCAUUCACCCAGAAGACCAGCCAGUAAAAACCCAACAACCACCACUCUCCUGCUCCAGUCAUUACCUGCUGCUAUUUAUUUCACCUGUCUCAGAGUAUUUAAGUAAUAAAAUAAUGCCACUGUGAA
Periophthalmus magnuspinnatus is the source of this 899-nucleotide messenger RNA. RefSeq names its product apolipoprotein A-IV a (gene apoa4a). Bases 54 to 800 code for a protein of 248 amino acids. Gene Ontology annotation, molecular function: phosphatidylcholine-sterol O-acyltransferase activator activity; phospholipid binding; cholesterol binding. NCBI's taxonomy places the organism in Eukaryota, Metazoa, Chordata, Actinopteri, Gobiiformes, Gobiidae. Gene Ontology annotation, cellular component: blood microparticle; high-density lipoprotein particle; chylomicron. The record is from RefSeq and is a predicted model, not a curated record. The transcript is spliced from 4 exons. Gene Ontology annotation, biological process: phospholipid efflux; cholesterol homeostasis; lipoprotein metabolic process.